UAGAAAUGUCCGAGUUCUGGAAAUCAAAUCCGCGUAAAUUUUGCGACUUCUGCAAAUGCUGGCUCGCGGACAACAAAAUUUCAAUCAGCAUCCACGAGAAUGGAAAAGGCCACAAGGAGAUGGUCCAAAAGAAGAUCUCAUCGUCCCAUAAAGCCAGUGUGAAAAAGGAAAAGGAGGAAGUUCAGGCCAAGAAACUAUUUCAACAAAUGGAGAAAAAUGCAAACAAAGCUUAUGAAAAGGACCUUGGAAAUGUAUCAUCUACAGCGCCUGCCUUUUUCGAAAGUGUUUCUAUUGGUCCGGGAAAAAGUAAUCAGAAUCCAGAUGCGAAAGGUCAGAAACAAAAACGAACUCAUGAUUCGAAAAGCGGUAGCAAGAAGUUUAGCAAGCAUCCAAAAAUGGAACCGAAUGAUGAACCAGAAAACUCAUUGGAGCCCGAGUGGUUUGAGUUUAAAACCAACUCGGGUCAGCCUUAUUUUAUACAUGUAGAAACUAACGAGACAACUUGGGUCAAACCGGAGGACGCAGUUAUCAUGAAGGUACACGACAACGUCGCUGUCGCAGAAACGAAAUCUCAGGACGGCGAAAAAUCUGAACCCGAGAAAAAAGGUAGUGCUUUUCGGGAUGUUUCAACAGUUACGGGGUACCGCAGUAGCGCGGAAGUUAACGGUAGUACAGUUAAAAUGGAAGCAAGAGAAGGGGCGAAGGGACGCGAACUAGCCUACGGAUCUUUUCAAUUGGUUGCAAAUGAUAACCAAUCAGAUUCGACUAAGUUCCCAAUUAAGCUGGAUCUGCCUGAACAAACUGAUAAUUCGCAUUUGUUUUCACAUUGA
Molecule: messenger RNA, 830 nt
Organism: Symsagittifera roscoffensis
Lineage: Eukaryota; Metazoa; Xenacoelomorpha; Acoela; Convolutidae
Product: WW domain-binding protein 4-like
Exons: 1
Coding region: 6-830 (274 amino acids)
Biological process (GO): mRNA splicing, via spliceosome
Cellular component (GO): precatalytic spliceosome; nucleus
Molecular function (GO): RNA binding; zinc ion binding; protein binding
Source: RefSeq, a predicted model, not a curated record